Molecule: messenger RNA, 1369 nt
Organism: Clupea harengus (Atlantic herring)
Lineage: Eukaryota; Metazoa; Chordata; Actinopteri; Clupeiformes; Clupeidae
Product: complement C1q-like protein 2
Exons: 2
Coding region: 38-910 (290 amino acids)
Source: RefSeq, a predicted model, not a curated record
AGCAGAUGAGAAGAGAGAAGAAUUGUCCAGUUUCAGCAUGAAGACUUCUGGAGCUCUACUGGUGCUGCUGUGCUGCUGUUUGGCUGAGACGCAGCUCAGAGGAGAGACCAUCGGUGAAAAUGACAUCACUCACCAGGUCCAGUAUGAUGAAGCAGAGACCAGAGAGAAUGAGAUUAUGGGUGCAGCACAGAGAACUGAAGCUGCUGCCACAGCCUCCACCCAACAAACCUGCCAGCCUGACAUCUACACUGUGCUGAGAGAGAUGACCGCACUGAUGGCGGAGCAGAGAGUGGAGCUCAGGUGCACUCAGACACAAAUAGAGGCCUUGGAGACCAGACUGAGAGCCAGUGAGAGGACAGUGGAGGAGCAGAGAGCUGUUAUUAAGGAGCUGAAGGAGAAACAGGAGGAGCAAGCAGCAGUUGUGAGAGCUGUAGGAGGCAGUGUGAACCUCACAGGGAGUCAGGUGGAGGAGCUGAGGAGGGAGAGAGAGGAGAGCAGGGUGUCUUUUUCUGCCUCACUGGUUGCAUCUGGAGGUGGAACUACAGGACCCUUUAAGACAGCAUUUCCCCUGGUCUACAAACACAUCUUCACCAACAUUGGGAACGCCUACAACCCAUAUACAGGUGUGUUCACAGCUCCAGUCAGAGGGGUUUAUCACUUUUAUUUUGCCCUACACGGCCAUGGUCAUGCCUCCAUCCCUAAUGUCAUCUCUCUGCAUAAAAAUGGGGAGCUUGUGGUCACUGCAUGGUGUCAUCAGCCCAGAUCCAGUGUCAACCCCUCCAAUGGAGCUUCUCUGCUGCUGGAGGUGGGAGAUGUGGUGAACCUGAUACUGAAGGAAAACGCACGUGUGUGGGAUAAUCUGAGCUAUCCUCACACCACUUUCUCUGGACACCUGCUCUUCACAGUGUAACAGAACCAGUGACUGGUGCAGAACCCGGUACAUAAACCCAAAGACAAUCCACACAGAACUACAUCCGUAAACUAGUGACUAAGAUUACCUAAGGAGUGAAAGGAAUCAUUGAUUAUAUUGAUCACUUCCUAAAUUAAUAGAUUUAGUUGUUGUUGCUGUUGUAUUUUGCUUUAGCAGGCAUGUCCUCCAUUUUACUCUUGUUCAGGAGGUCCUGUGAUUGUACCUAAUGUGAUUGUCCUGUGUAGGUUGUUUCCUUAUUUGUUUUAUCUGCUUUGUAAAUCUCUGAUUAGUGCUACUCAAAUCAAGUGAUCAUUAUGUUCAUAACUGCUGUAAUACACAGGUGUGUGGCUGAGGCAUUCAGGAGAAUACCGUAUUUUCCGCCUAUAAACCGCACCGCAUAUAAAACCGCAUUACAGUAUUUCAUGUAAUAUUAUGAAAUAAACCUGUGUUUUGACCGUA